Messenger RNA from Acaulospora colombiana, 1092 nucleotides. Lineage: Eukaryota; Fungi; Glomeromycota; Glomeromycetes; Diversisporales; Acaulosporaceae. The record is from the annotation of a GenBank genome assembly.
GGCUCUAUAUCGGCCGCAAAGGAACUGAAACCUAUCGAGAUAGUCUUUGUCUCCCUAGCCUUGUUGGCUGACAAUAACAUUAGUGAUCCGCUGCGGACUGCCUGCUUCGUGAGCAAGCUUCUGGUGUUCACCCACAUCGUUCGGAUACAAGCCAUACCUUGCACUAUCACCACAUUAGUCACCUCAAGCCAAAAUGGGCAAGCUAGCGGAAAUGCAGCGAAAGCUGCUCGAGACCGAUUAAAAACAGAAUUCACCGCCGCAAAGGAAAAGAAUCCCCUGGACCCACGCUUCGCUCAAUUCCAAGCAGAAUACGAGCAAAACAUCUUUCUCUUUGUCGACGAAUGUGACAGGAGGAUCAAAGCCGCUCACCGAAGAUUAGAAAAGACACCAGAGGAGAACGCCAAGACGACCAACUUGAUGAAAGAAAUCGGUGAACUUGAGCUUGCCAUUCAAGGGGGCACGGAGAAGAUAGAACAACUUGGAGAGCAGGGUCUCGUUGAAGAGAGUAUGAACGAACUGCGUGCAGUCGAGGCGUUGAAAGUCGAAAAGGGUGAUAAAGAGCGCGAGCUACAAAAUCUCACGGAAACAUCGGGAGCUUCUGGUCACCAAAAGCUACGAGUCUGCGACGUGUGUGGGGCGUACCUUUCCGUACUCGACAGUGAUCGACGACUGGCAGACCAUUUCGGAGGAAAGAUGCAUCUUGGCUAUCAUGAACUCCGAAGAAUGCUGCAAGUGUUCAAGGAAGAGAAGGAGAAGCGAAGAAAUGCUCCCCCGGUGGACCAUCGCCCUCGUUUACUCCAGCGUCAGGGGUGCCUGGUGCCCCAACUGGACCUUCUGGCUCAAGAGGGGAUGGUUCCCGGGGUGACAGAGAUAGAGACCACCGCUCAUCCAGAGACGACCACCAUAGAAGUGAUCAUCACCGUAGUGAACAUCGUGACAGAGGUGAUCGGGAUAGGGAUCGAUACGGAUCAAGUAGGGGCUAUGAUGACCGGCGACGCGAUCGGUCCAGGUCGCCUAAGAGUUCGUUCGGCUGAGAGCUCCCAGUUAGCGCUGUGGUUUGGAUUACACGAUGAUGCUCUCACAGGAGCGUAG